AUGCGAGACACGGCAGCCACCAGCGCCUAGUAGCCAGCCAUGAUUGUGAUGAGCAUCUGGUGCAGCAGCCUCAGCCUGAGCAGCCGCAGCCUGGCCAUCGCCCUGGUGAUCUGCGUGACUCUGGUCUACUUCUCCUACAGCUUCAACGCCUGCCUCCUGGCCAGCAUCAGUCGCAGCCUGCAGCAGAGCAACUUACGCAACCUACUGGCGCUGACCUCCUCGCCCCGCAACGAGACCACUAACGCCGCCAACAGCAGCAGCAGCAUCAGCAGCAGAAGCAGCAGGAACAGCUCCUCCACCACCGGUGCACCACCGGCGCAGACGGUGACCAGCAGCCUGGAUGGGGCGCCCAAGUAUCAGCUGCUCCGGCAGCAGGGCCUCCGACCAUCGCGCCACCUGCCCGACACACUCAUCAUCGGCGUGAAGAAGAGCGGGACGCGGGCGCUGCUCGAGUUCAUCCGCCUGCAUCCGGACGUCCGGGCCGCCGGCUCGGAGGUGCACUUCUUCGACAGGCACUACCAGCGGGGACUGCGCUGGUACCGCCACCACAUGCCGUACACCAUCGAGGGCCAGAUCACCAUGGAGAAGACGCCCAGUUACUUCGUCACCAAGGAGGUGCCGCAGCGCGUCUACCACAUGAAUCCGGCGACAAAAUUGCUGAUUGUGGUGCGGGAUCCGGUGACGCGGGCCAUCUCCGACUACACGCAGGCGGCGAGCAAGAAGGCGGACAUGAAGCUCUUCGAGCAGCUGGCCUUCGUCAAUGGGAGCUACUCGGUGGUGGACACCAACUGGGGGCCGGUGAAGAUCGGCGUCUAUGCCCGCUACCUGGAGCGCUGGCUGCUCUACUUUCCGCUCUCGCAGCUGCUCUUCAUCAGCGGCGAGCGGCUGAUCAUGGAUCCCGCCUACGAGAUUGGACGCGUGCAGGACUUCCUCGGCCUGAAGCGCGUGGUCACCGAGAAGCACUUCUACUUCAAUGCCACCAAGGGCUUCCCCUGCCUCUUCAAGUCGGAGGCCCGCUCCACGCCCCACUGUCUGGGCAAGACCAAGGGUCGCAACCACCCGCACAUAGAUCCCGGGGCCAUCGAGCGACUCCGGGAGUUCUACCGGCCCUUCAACAACAAGUUCUACCAGCUGACGGGCAUCAACUUCGCCUGGCCAUAGGAUCCACGGCUGGGUGAGUAGACGGAACUGGGAUACAUACUCGUACAUAGAUGGCUAGUACCACAAUGGCGUGGCCAGGAUCACCUGGAGCAGCUAGGCACUUUCACCGACCUGCUCAAUUUACAUAUCAUAUCCCAUUGGAGUAUGCUUGACUAUCCCUAAUCCCUAAUAACUGGUAUCAAUUUCCGUUUCAGCAGGCGUGAAAUGAAUGGAGUUUGAGAAUUUGAGAAAUUGAGAUAUUGAGAUAUUGUUGUUGCUGGCCAGGCAACGGACUGAUAUUGUUGAUUGCAUUUUUGAUACAUAUAAUUGUACUUAUAUAUAUAGUAUAUACACACACAUAAAAUUAGUGCUCAAUUAAUUGUAGCUUUAUCAGGAGACAAAUUCAACAAAGUGCGCCCCCUGAAAAGUCCGCACUCAAACAAUACGGUUCCUCACUCCUCAUUCCUCAUUCAAAUGAAACUCAACUCACUUUCCCACUAUACUCGAGAAUCAAGCAGUUGGACGUGGAGGAGCCACGUUCGAUCCGAGAUGGACAUGGUUCCCCCGCCCACUGGG
Drosophila teissieri is the source of this 1716-nucleotide messenger RNA. It is a transcript of the gene Hs3st-B, whose product is annotated as heparan sulfate glucosamine 3-O-sulfotransferase 6. Lineage: Eukaryota; Metazoa; Arthropoda; Insecta; Diptera; Drosophilidae. The transcript is spliced from 3 exons. Gene Ontology annotation, molecular function: [heparan sulfate]-glucosamine 3-sulfotransferase activity. The record is from RefSeq and is a predicted model, not a curated record.